GGGCUCAGCCGCUCAGCAAAGUUAGUUAAACUCGCGGGGGAAAUAGUAAAGUAGAGGGACUGCAAAUUUAGUCGGACUCUGAGGUGUUCGCAGAUCAAGAGUAAAAUUGAGAGAGAGAGGGAGAGAGAGAGAGAGAGAGAGAGAGAGAGCGAGAUGUCAACUCGAGUGGGGGAUCUGAAUUGUAUGGUCGGCUACAAAUAUGCAAAGCUCAACGGGGAUUCUGUUUUAGCUGAAUUCUAGGGCUUCUGAUGCAGCUCCUGUGAUUUUUGCGUCUGGCAGAAGGAGGAAUAUAUGUCUUCUCCAUUUAACACUGUUCCAUUCGCUUGCAGUCCAGGUGGUGUAGGAAGACUUCAGUCUAAUUGUGCUUGAAUGACUUGCUUAAAGUUCAGCAUGGUGUAUGAGAUUUCACCGACAGUCACCUAGGAAAGCUAGGUCAGGUAUCAUGCACUCAUCAUGGAGAUCAGUGAAAGGUUUGAAGAGAAGGUUUUCUGGAAUGGAGAUGUAUAUCUUGGUAGUUUUAGGGGAUUGCUUCCCCAUAGCAAGGGGAAAUAUACAUGGUCAGAUGGAACAGUAUAUGAUGGUGAUUGGGAGGAAGGGAAAAUGACAGGGAAAGGACAGAUUUUUUGGUCAUCAGGAGCCACAUAUGAGGGUGAUUUCUCAGGGGGUUAUCUUCAUGGUUCUGGCACAUAUACUAAAUCUGAUGGGUCUAAUUACAGAGGGGUCUGGCGGAUGAACAUUCAGCAUGGGUUUGGAAGGAAGCAGUAUAGUAAUUCAGAUGUAUAUGAAGGUUCAUGGAAAGAGGGAGUAUUUGAAGGCAGUGGUAGGUAUGAUUGGAGUACAGGAAAUACUUACAUUGGGAAUUGGAAAUCUGGUAAAAUGUGUGGUAGAGGGGUUAUGAAAUGGGCUAAUGGUGAUCUUUAUGAUGGCUUUUGGUUGGACGGGUUUAGACAUGGCUCAGGCUUUUACAGAUUUGCUGAUGGUGCUUAUUAUUUUGGAACAUGGACUAGAGACCUAAAGGAUGGACCAGGAACAUUCUAUCCUGCUGGAACUAAGCACCCAUCUUUAACAACUUGGUCUAGCUCUGUAGGAUAUGAUGUUAAGAGAAGAAAGGCACUGUCCCAUAGUUCAUCAUUGAAUUUGGGGGAGAGCAGGGCUCCAAAGCCAAGCGUUAAGCGCAGUUUUUCUGAGAAAUUUUCUAUUGGUGGGUUGUUAAGAAGUUCUGGACGAAUUUCUCAUGGAUCUACAUCUGUAAAUGAAGAUUGGAGACACUGUGAAUCUGCGAGAGAAUUUUCAUCACAUGACACCUCUUGCAUGUUAUCUCAAAUAUCUAAUGGAGAUCAAUAUGAGAGUCAGGAUAAUAGUUCUUUAGUGUAUGAAAGGGAAUACAUGCAAGGAGUUUUGAUCAAAGAGAAGGUUAGGAAUAAUGUGAAAGUAUCACACAAAAGUAAGCAGCAAAGUAAAUUUCACGUGAGAAAAGCAGGAAAUGGGUCGUGUUUUGACAUUUUUGGACACCAUCAGAGUUAUUAUUUGAUGCUUAAUCUGCAACUUGGUAUCAGGUACACUGUUGGCAAGAUCACACCAGUGCCUAUGCGUGAGGUCCGAUCUUCUGAUUUUGGCGAUCGAGCUAGAAUAAGGAUGUAUUUCCCAAGAAAGGGUUCCCAGUUUACACCUCCACACUAUUCUAUUGACUUCUAUUGGAAGGAUUAUUGUCCUAUGGUCUUCAGGAAUUUGAGGGAGAUGUUCAAGUUAGAUGCUGCAGAAUACAUGAUGUCCAUCUGUGGUGAUGAUGGUUUGAGAGAACUUUCUUCUCCUGGAAAAAGUGGCAGUAUUUUCUAUCUUUCUCAAGAUGAUAGGUUUGUGAUUAAGACUUUAAGAAGAUCUGAACUGAAGGCACUACUAGAGAUGCUGCUCAAGUAUUAUGAUCAUGUGAAACAGCAUGAAAAUACUCUUAUAACAAAAUUUUUUGGGCUCCAUCGUAUAACACUAAAAGGUGGAAAGAAGGUACGUUUUGUGGUCAUGGGGAAUAUGUUUUGCACAGAAUUACGAAUUCAUCGUCGUUAUGACUUGAAGGGGUCAUCACAAGGAAGAUACACUAAGAAAUGUGAAAUUAGUGGAAGUACCACUUUGAAAGAUCUUGAUCUUUCAUAUGAAUUUCAUAUGGACAAAUCAUUGCGAGAGUCUCUUUUUAAACAAAUCUCUCUAGACUGCAUGUUCUUAGAAUCUCAACAGAUAAUUGAUUACAGCCUUCUUCUGGGAUUGCAUUUUAGAGCUCCUGAGCAUCUAAAGACACUGCACAGUCAUGGGAGUUCACCUGCUAGUGAUGGUGCAACCUCACAAGGGGAGUUCUUGAUUCCUCCGAGCAGUCUUCUUCUAGUAACCCACGAACCCAUCUUUGCGAACACAUUAAGAGGUUCUCACAUUAGAGGAAGUACAUUGAGAGCAUUUUCUGUAGGUGACCAAGAGGUUGACCUUUUGGUGCCUGGUGCAGGGAGGUUACCGGUUCAACUGGGUGUGAACAUGCCUGCUCAAGCUAGUCACAAGCUUGUGGAAGACGAGAGUGAUUCAUCUGAGGUUGAACUUUUUGGAGUUUAUGAUGUUGUUCUUUAUCUUGGUAUAAUUGAUAUAUUGCAAGAAUAUAAUAUGAAAAAGAAAAUCGAGCAUGCAUACAAAUCUCUGCAUUUUGACCCCCUGUCGAUUUCUGCUGUCGAUCCCAAGUUCUAUGCGAAGCGUUUCAUCGACUUCUUAGAAAAAGUUUUCCCCGAUCAAUCAUGAAGAAGGGGGAUAUUUCGUCUCUGUUUUUAUCAUUCCACCUAAUGCUUUGUACUUUACAAGCUUUAUUAACACAAUUCUUUCCCAAUCAUUCAUUGUAAACUGAAUUAUUAGAUUAGUGCAUCAUCCUGCUACUUUUAUAUAUUAAUAUUACGGUGAUUGAAAUUUCUUCCA
Messenger RNA from Malania oleifera, 2943 nucleotides. Its product is annotated as phosphatidylinositol 4-phosphate 5-kinase 8-like. Bases 454 to 2772 code for a protein of 772 amino acids. The transcript is spliced from 10 exons. The record is from RefSeq and is a predicted model, not a curated record. NCBI's taxonomy places the organism in Eukaryota, Viridiplantae, Streptophyta, Magnoliopsida, Santalales, Ximeniaceae. Gene Ontology annotation, biological process: phosphatidylinositol metabolic process. Gene Ontology annotation, molecular function: ATP binding; 1-phosphatidylinositol-4-phosphate 5-kinase activity.